ACAGUAGAAAUCAAAGAAGAAGAAGAGUAACGCUGAACAACAGCUGUAGGUGCUGGGGAAAGUGAAGAAACAAGAGCUGACAAACAUCUGCAUGGCAUGUUAGAGGAGAACGAGGACAUGAGUGAUCCAGAAACCUGCAGAGUGAAUGAAGAAGAUCCCGAGCAACAAACAGAUCUGUUGGAAAUGAUUGAAUUGGAGGGUAUACCUAAUAAUUUCAUAAUCGGAGAAAAAUCUUCGCUUGAAAGUGAUUUUUCUCAGAAAAGUGCUCCGAGAGCAAGAUCUAGCCGUUUUCUCCCCUGCCCUCACUGUGAGAAGAGUUUCACCCGUAAAGGAGAUCUGGACAGACACGUGCGGAUCCACACGGGAGAAAAGCCGUUCACCUGCGCUGAGUGCGGGAAGAGCUUCACACUGGCAGACGGUCUCAGAAAACACCUGCGCUCUCACUCCGGAGUCAGAUCCUUUCACUGCCAUCAGUGUGGAAAGACUUUUAUUUUGCCGUCGCACCUGAAAAGACACAUGCUCAUUCAUGCAGAUUUCAAACCCUACUUGUGUUCUCUCUGCGGAAAGAGCUUUUCUCAGCUGGACUGUUUGAAAAAGCAUCAGAAGACACACGGCGGAGCGAGACCUCACGAGUGCUUCGAGUGCGGGAACGCUUUUAAUUCAGCCGACGCUUUGAAACGGCACCGCAGGAUUCACACCGGAGAGAAACCGUACACCUGCUGCGAGUGUGGCAAGAGUUUCACUCAGUCCGGACACCUGAGACAACACGAGAGGGUUCAUACGGGACAGAAGCCAUACUACUGCUCACUUUGUGGAAGGAGUUUUAGCACAGCAAGGAAUCUGCCGGCUCAUGUGAAAAAACAUCGACCUGACACGUACAAGACGACCCAAGAUGAUGAAAACUGAUGCAGUGACAUCUGCAGAAAGACUUUACUUCAUUUUUUAUUAAAUCACAGGAUUAUUCUAUAUGUGCUGUAUGUCUGUAAACUAAGAGCGUUAGAAAUUUACUCUGUUACAGCAUGCAUGAAAAUAUAUUAUCACAUUAAUAGGUCAGUUUGGUUAUUUUUAGAGAGAGAAAAAUAGUUACUUUAGCUUUAUGUUCACAAAAAGGGGAAACCCAGCUUUCGGUUCAGACCCGUUAUAUGCUAGUAUUUCCCUAUUUUAAAUGUAUAAAUUAAUUUAUUGAAAUGAAUAGGCCUGAUACUUUAUCAUCAUAACAGAAGUCAAGCUUUCUUAAAGUUUUAGCAAUGUUUAUUUAUGGUUAAAUUUAUGGGAAGGCAGUGAUUAUUUUUAUCUGGGUUUUUUUCUGUCCAUAAAGUACAAAAAUAUUAACUGUGAAGAAUUAGUUGUGUUGUGAUGAUAUUUGCUGGUCAAGGUCAUUAUUAGAAAUGAGUUUUAUAUUGUCAGCCCUGUAAUAUUUAACUCCAUACAGUUUGUUUCUUCUGAAAAUAUCGCAAACUAUUUGUAAAUAAACUAUUUAAAACAAAAAAUCCUUAAAGUCAUGGAACAUAUA
Molecule: messenger RNA, 1513 nt
Organism: Cyprinus carpio (common carp)
Lineage: Eukaryota; Metazoa; Chordata; Actinopteri; Cypriniformes; Cyprinidae
Biological process (GO): regulation of transcription by RNA polymerase II
Molecular function (GO): DNA-binding transcription factor activity; RNA polymerase II cis-regulatory region sequence-specific DNA binding
Source: RefSeq, a predicted model, not a curated record